This is a messenger RNA of Brachypodium distachyon (stiff brome), 1273 nucleotides long. RefSeq lists its product as uncharacterized. Lineage: Eukaryota; Viridiplantae; Streptophyta; Magnoliopsida; Poales; Poaceae. The transcript is spliced from 4 exons. The record is from RefSeq and is a predicted model, not a curated record. The coding region runs from base 135 to 911 and encodes 258 amino acids.
GGCCACUGGCGCACACACAAACACAAAAUCCAAAUAAAACACACAAGCACAGGGCACGAUCAUAUCACAUAUGGAAACAGAAAUGAGAUAAGGGAAGAACAGAAGAGGGACCGAAGAGGGAGGUUAGAGAGGAGAUGCUGCGGGAGAAGGGCUCCCUGGACCUGGUGCUGGUGCCGUGUGGGUUGGUGAUCAUGUUCGGCUACCACCUCCUCCUCCUCUACCGGAUUCUCCGGCAUCCGGGCACCACCGUCAUCGGCUAUGAGAACCACAACAAGCUGGCAUGGGUUCGGCGCAUGACCCAGACGACACCAGAGGAGACGGCGCUGGCGCUGAGCGUAAUCUCCAGCAGCAUCUCAGCGUCCACAAACCUGGCCUCGCUGUCCAUCGCGCUGGGCUCGCUCAUCGGGGCAUGGGUGAGCAGCACGACCAAGGUGUUCAUGACGCAGCUUGUCUACGGCGACACCAGCCAGGCAACAGCUGCGGUGAAGUACAUCUCGCUCCUUGUCUGCUUCCUGGUGUCCUUCACUUGCUUCAUCCACUCUGCAAGGUACUAUGUCCAAGCCAGCUUCCUGGUAAGCACACUGGACUCUGACGUCCCAGCAAGCUACGUGCAGCAUGCAAUGAUCCGAGGUGGCAACUUCUGGUCAACAGGCCUCCGAGCGCUCUACUUUGCAACGACAUUGCUGAUGUGGAUCUUUGGGCCGAUACCGAUGUUCGCCUGCUCGGUAUUCAUGGUGUUCAUCCUACACUUUCUGGACAGCAACUCCCUGCCACUGCACCAACACCAGUUUACAGUUAGAAAACAGCAUGACCAGAGAGCUCUUGCAUCUGCUAGCACUACAUGGCAGCCAAGUCCUCAAAAUGCGAUUAUCAGCAACCCAAUAUUAUCACCUGUAACAUUUUUCACUUGAUGAGUAGACUUCAAGUGGUCAGGGCUGGUCUUAGUGCCCUUCCUAUCUAAACAAUGAGUGUGCUGCAGCUCCCUGAAGGCACUAAGUUGGCGAUAAGCAGAAGGAUGCACAGAUGUUUGUGGCAGAAGUCUGAAUAUACUGGAUAUUGUAUAUCAAGUUUGUACUCCUCAAUGCAAAGGGGGGUUGGGGUGAUGGAUCUUUUGGUGUUCAAUGAAGCUCUCCUCUUAAAGCAUCUGCAUAAGUUUUCAAUUGCCGAGAGAUCCCUUGGGUUAACCUUAUUUGACACUCCUACUAUGACAGUUUGGUCCCUCAUUCCUUUUGGUGGAGAGAUAAUAAAACUGGUGUCCAAGUUCAGAAGCUUU